This is a messenger RNA of Dictyostelium discoideum AX4, 1485 nucleotides long. RefSeq names its product aldehyde dehydrogenase (gene hydA). The transcript has 3 exons. The record is from RefSeq and is a predicted model, not a curated record. Lineage: Eukaryota; Evosea; Eumycetozoa; Dictyosteliales; Dictyosteliaceae. The coding region runs from base 1 to 1485 and encodes 494 amino acids. Gene Ontology annotation, molecular function: oxidoreductase activity; aldehyde dehydrogenase (NAD+) activity.
AUGUCAAAAGUUCAAUUACCAAACACAAAAUUAUUUAUUAAUAAUGAAUGGGUAGAGUCAGUUUCUGGAAAGAAAUUUAAAACAUUUAAUCCAGUGAAUGAAGAAUUAAUUUGUGAAGUUUCUGAAGGUGAUAAAGCUGAUGUUGAUAUUGCAGUGAAAGCAGCAAGAGAAGCAUUAGAAAAUGGAGAAUGGAGUAAAAUGACAUCUGAAGAUAGAGGUAGAAUUAUAUUAAAAUUUGCAGAUUUAAUUGAAAAACAUAAAGAUAAUUUAGCACAAUUAGAAACAUUAGAUAAUGGUAAACCAUUGACAGCAUCAAAAGGAUAUGAUAUAACACAAUCAGAAAAGACUCUUCGUUAUUUCGGUGGUUGGGCUGAUAAAAUUCAAGGUAAAACCAUUCCAAUUAGUAAUGAAUAUACAUCAAUUACCAGACAUGAACCAAUUGGUGUAGUUGCUUUAAUUGUUGCUUGGAAUUAUCCAUGUAUGUUAUUAUGUUGGAAAUUGGGACCAGCUUUAGCUGCAGGUUGCACAAUCGUUGCUAAACCAUCUGAAUUCACCCCAUUGACUGCGUUAUAUCUUUGUGAGUUAAUUAAAGAAGCUGGUUUCCCACCUGGUGUUUUCAAUUUAGUAAAUGGGUUUGGUGCAACUGUUGGUAGUGCAUUAUCACAUCAUAUGGAUAUCGAUAAGAUUUCAUUCACUGGUUCAACUAUAACUGGUAGAUUAAUUAUGGAGGGUGCAGCAAAGAGUAAUUUAAAACCAGUGACAUUAGAACUUGGUGGAAAAUCACCAAAUAUCUUCUUUAACGACUGUGACGUUAACCAUAUUGCACAAUGUGCUAAGGAUUACGUUUUCGCCAAUAGCAUGCAGUCAUGUUGUGCUCCAUCAAGAUUCUUUGUUCAAGAGAAUAUCUAUGAAGCAUUUUUACAAAUUUUCACAGAGAAUAUUAAAUUAUUAAAAGUUGGUGAUCCAAAUGUAAAUGGUACAAAUUUAGGCCCAUUAGUUAGUAAACAACAACAUGAUCGUGUAUUAGGUUACAUCCAAAAAGGUAAAGAAGAAGGUGCAACUUGUCAUUUAGGUGGUGGUAAUUAUCAUCAUGCCGAUGGUAAAGGUUAUUUCGUUCAACCAACUAUUUUCACCAAUGUCACUGAUGAUAUGACAAUUUGUAAAGAAGAAAUCUUUGGUCCUGUUGUUGUAAUUUUACCAUUCAAAACUGUUGAUGAAGUAAUUAAAAGAGCAAAUAACACAACCUAUGGUUUAGCAGCUGGUGUUUGGACUAAAGAUAUCAGUUUAGCAUUAAAUGUUUCAAAUAAAUUAAAAAGUGGUUCAGUUUGGAUUAAUGAAUAUUAUUCAAUCAUGCCAUCAAUACCAUUUGGUGGUUAUAAACAAUCUGGUAUUGGUCGUGACCUAUCUGAAUAUGCAAUUCAAAGUUAUUUAUCUGUUAAAGCUGUUACAAUUGCUCAUAAAACUUUACAUGCUCAACAACAAUAA